Rhopalosiphum padi (bird cherry-oat aphid) is the source of this 1071-nucleotide messenger RNA. RefSeq lists its product as uncharacterized. NCBI's taxonomy places the organism in Eukaryota, Metazoa, Arthropoda, Insecta, Hemiptera, Aphididae. The transcript is spliced from 3 exons. The record is from RefSeq and is a predicted model, not a curated record. The coding region runs from base 249 to 821 and encodes 190 amino acids.
CAGCUGCCACAGACAUCGCACUAGAAUACGUUUAUGUUAAUCGUGUGCAAAUUACUCGUUAAUGCGAUAUAAACGAUCGCAUUGUGGACAAUUUCUUUUUCCAGUUACCAAAUUUCGUGGAGUUCUUGAAAACUACUGUCACACUUCAUUUGACACUCAUUCGAACAUCCUCUACUCGAACGCGCCUCCACGACAGCCAAGACUCCUAACGAAGUCGAUUAUAAGAUACAAUUGACGGAACCAUCAUCAUGUUCAAGUUCACGGUCGCGUUUUUGAUCGCAGCGAUGGCCGCGUCGGCUUCGCUGGCCGUCAGCAUACCGGCGGAACACCGGCCACAGGAACCGGCCGCGGAGGCCAGCAACAUGGUGGUGCACAAGAAACACGUCAAGCCCGACAAGAUCGUGUUCAUGUCGGAGGUGUCGUCGUCGCACGGCGAGGGCGAGGGCGAUAACGGCGGCGGUAGUGGCCUAUUGGAAUUGGGUAUGUCCGGACUGCUGGAGGCGUUGAGCGCGCCGAAGAAGAUCAUCGGCGCCGUCGCCGGUUUCGUGAUCGGCAAACUCAAGUCGUUGGACCUCAAGAAACUCGUCAAGAUCGCGCUGUUGGCCGCCCUGGUCACCGUGCUCGGCGCCGUGGCCGCCGUGGCCGUGGCCGGUCUCGUGUCCAUCGUGUCGGCGGUGUGCGCGGUGCUGCCGUACCUGAGAUUCGUGUUCGGCGGCCACCACCACCAGCAGGGCGAGUCCACUUCCGAGUCGCAGAUCGACCUGGUCAGCGAGUUCAUGACGAGUGCAUUGGAAAAGUACGACGUCAAGCGCAAGGCGUGAGUCCAGGGCCGCCGCCGCGCCGCCGAAAACGCUCAACCGUUGUCACGGCAAUAAUAUACGGUUAACAUAUUUUUAUUUAUUGUGCACCUAACACGCCGAUAUCGUUUGACUUACUGUAUUUUAUAAUAAUAAUAUAUUAUAUUAUACGCGCUGUGCACAGUGUUAUGACGUAGUAUUGCUGACAAUAAUAAACUAAACACAAUUAUUAUAUUUAACUUUUAUGUUCAAUGAAUAAAACAUUUUCGUGUUA